GCCGUGCAGAGCUCACCGCUCAGUCACAGACAGACACACAGAGCUACGGUGUAGCUAGCCAGCCAGCCAGCCAGCCCUCUCAGCGUAACAGCUCAGUCUCAGCCAGCCAGCCAGCCAUGCAGCCGCACACGCUCAAGCGCACCAUCUCCAAGUGCUCCAUGAACAGGGACGACAACGACGACGCGCUGGCCUGCAAGAAGUUCUCCUCGGGGCUGGACAACGAGCCCGUGCUGCUGCCGCGGCGCGAGCACCGCGCGCAGAGCUUCCCGCCGCUGGACGAGGCCGAGCCCGAGGGCGAGCUGUCCCCGCUGCUGCUGUGGGGCGGCGACUCGCCCGCCAAGACGCGCUCCUCCUUCGCGGCCGUGGCGCCCGUGCUGCCACCGCAGGACAGCAGCACGGACGAGAUCUCGGCCGCGCGCAUGGUGGCCGUGGUGCUGGACUACCUGCGCGACGUGGCGCACUACUGCAACCGCGCGGUGCACCUGAGCUUCGCGCAGCUGCGGCAGAUGCUGGCCUCGCUCCCCUUCGCCGUGGGGCAGAUGCAGAGCGUGGCCAAGGCGCGGCUCGCGCUGUCGUGGCCCCUGUCCGCCGCCUUCGUGCAGAACGUGACUGAGUUCAUCAGCGACGAGGACAUCCGCGACGCGUCCGUGGGGGAGCUGGCCGCCUUCCUGCAGUCGUGGCAGGUUGCGUCGGGCGGCGGCGCCAGCAACAUCUGCGCCAACCUGUUCGAGUUCUUCCGCGAGGCGCUGGGCCAGUUCAAGGCCUACCUGACUAAGCGCUGGCUGCAGAGCGGCCGCAUCAGCUUCCCGUGCGAGUUCGGCAAGAAGUCGGACUCGCUCUUCCUCUGCAUGGAGUGCCAUCGCGAGCACAUGUGA
Messenger RNA from Phytophthora sojae, 875 nucleotides. RefSeq lists its product as hypothetical. The record is from RefSeq and is a predicted model, not a curated record. The coding region runs from base 117 to 875 and encodes 252 amino acids. Lineage: Eukaryota; Oomycota; Peronosporomycetes; Peronosporales; Peronosporaceae. The transcript has a single exon.